AUCUUGUUUGCCUGACCUGCCAGGAGGUAAUAGCAUUCCGUUUCUUUUCUUAACUAUGUGAAAGAGAAAUGGAAGUUUCAAUGGCAUCCUUCAGGUUAUUCAUUUACACAGGGGAAGCUGUGAGCUCCGAGGAGAGGCGCAGCCGCCCUGCGUUCCUAACCAGCUCAGCAGAAAGGAACAGCAUCAGUGUACGGACCAUUACCCAAACCCAGAGCUGUGGGAGUGCACAGUUUGGCUUCUCUGCCCUGAUCUCUUGCACAAAUUCAUUGACUCUAGCAGAAGUUCCCUAGCUGCGUGAAUCAAAGAGCCGUGCUCUUCUCCCCACCAGUGCUGCUGUUGGGUGUUUCUGACAACAGGAUUCCUGAUGAAGAAGCCUAAAAUCCCCCUGGGCUGCUUCUUGAUUCCAUUUUGAAGGUGAACAAUCAGAAUAAUGUUCAACAUAAACCUGUUGGAGAACCUGAAGGUUUACAUCAGCAGCCGGCCUCCGCUCGUGGUCUUUAUGAUCAGCGUAAGCGCUAUGGCAAUAGCUUUCCUGACACUGGGUUAUUUCUUUAAGAUCAAGGAGAUCAAGUCACCAGAAAUGACAGAGGACUGGAAUACUUUCCUCCUGAGAUUUAAUGAUUUGGACUUCUGUAUAUCUGAGAACGAAACCCUGAAGCAUCUCAUCAAUGACACCACAACUCCAGAAAGUACAGUCACCAGCGGGCAGGCGAGAUCUUCCACGCAGUCCCCACAGACUCUUGAGGACUCUGGUCCCAUCAACAUCUCUGUUACAAUCACUUUGACACUGGACCCACUCAGACCAUUUGGCGGAUAUUCCCGCAACAUCACACAUCUAAGUUCCACCAUUUUUGGACACCAGAUUGGACUCUCAGGCAGAGAAUCCCACGAGGAGAUAAACAUUACGUUCACACUGCCGGCUGCCUGGAAUUCAGACGACUGUGUUCUUCAUGGUCACUGCGAGCAGGUUGUCUUCACAACCUGCAUGACUGUGACAGCAGCCAGCAAUGUAUUCCCUGUCACAGUUCAGCCACCACAUUGUGUCCCUGAAACAUACAGCAAUGCUACGCUUUGGUACAAGAUCUUUACCACAGCAAGGGACUCUAAUACCAAGUAUGCACAGGAUUAUAACCCCUUCUGGUGUUACAAAGGAGCAAUUGGAAAAGUGUAUCAUGCUUUAAAUCCCAAACUAACUGUUAUAGUUCCAGAUGAUGAUCGCUCUCUAAUAAACCUACAUCUCAUGCAUACCAGUUACUUUCUUUUUGUGAUGGUGAUUACAAUGUUCUGCUAUGCAGUUAUUAAAGGCAGACCAAGCAAACUGAGACAAAGCAAUACAGAAUUCUGCUCUGAAAAGGUUGCUUUGUCAGAAGCGUAAUCCAUCCUCUCAUCUUACUGAGAAUGACUGAGAACCGUAAUCAUUGCCUGCUGAACCCAGAAUGGGUCUUGACACUCUGUGAAUACAUUAUCUUGCAAUGUUGGUUUAUUCCAACCAAAGACAUUUCAAGUGCCUGUAAUUGACUUGUACAUAUUUAUAAAGGUGUAUUCAGAGUAGAUGAUGCACUUGUUCCGCAUUGUAGUGCGGCCAGAAGCGUUCAGUCUUUACCUGUGGACAUAGCUGAAUGUUGGUGUAGAUAUGUUUAGUGAUAUGGCUACAUAUAGUCAGAGCAAGAUAUUUUUGUCUAGCUGCAUCUGGGCAGGUUAAGAUGCCUUUGCAAAUGUCUCAAACCAACAAAUCUUUGUUAUUUGCCCAAUGAUAUGUACAGUGUGUUUGAAACGGUAUGCACCUUUGAUAUAAUACUGCAUUUCCAGAGCCACCAAUCUACUACAUGAGUUCAAUGUGUGUUUGUGUGGCCUGAUACCUUCUUCCAUUUGCUCCUUGCUUGCGAGAAAAGAUAUCAACAGUUUUAGGUUUAUUUUUGGGGGAAAAAAGAAAUACAUAUACACGUUUUAAUAGUGCUGUAUUUAGGACAAACUUGUGCUUUUAUUCAUAGUAAAAACUUAAGAGGUGAAGUCCCAUUUUAAAAUCUUUCUUAUUGAAAACUAAGUUUGAUUCUUAUUGUUAUUUUUUUUUUCCAUUUGGCCCGCUGAAUGCCAGAGGGUCAGUCAGCACUGAGACUGCCUGGGAAGCUUUCUGCUUGGCCUCCCAUCUGCAGCCCUCAACCCCGGAACGUGCAUCCAUGCUGCAGAGCAGCUCUCUGUCAGCCUUCUUUCUAGAAAGUGACACUUGGUAAAAAGAUGCAUUGUGCUGUCUGUGGGGGCUCUGCACAGCCUCAGGCAAGUGCAAAUAAUGAAAGGAAAAGAAAUCCUGUCCUCUGUUACAAAGCCUCACUCUGGGGCUCUCCAUCCAUCUCUGAAGGGCAGCGGAAAGUGUCACUUUUAUUAGCUUAGGCCAAUCUCCAUUUAAUGCUGUCCACUCAGGGGAAGAUGACAAGGAGGGAACCAGGGCUGUCGUAAUCAAGGUCAAAGAAACCACACAGUAAAAUUCAUACUGUUCUCUGUGUCCAUUCUUCAAUCAGAGGAGCUUUAUUAUGUGUUUUUUUUUCUCUUUUCCAUUCUGGCUUUUGCUGUUUAUUUCCCUCCUGUUAUUCAGUAACCUCAUUAAUUUUCAGGAGUUGUGGUUUUCCUGCAGACAUUUCCACCACUGCUUUUAAAAUCUCACUGGUUGCCUUAACUGACCUUCCAUCUUCUCUGUGUAGCCUAGGUCUGCAAAAAUACACUUAGGAGCUUUUUUCUCUCUCUUUUCCUUUGAUAAACUUCACUCUACACAAAACAAGACGACUCAAGUCAAAAUCUUACAGUCUCCAUUGUGCUGGCAUAAGAUUCUUAGUUUAUUAUCAAUAGACACUGUUGUGGAUGGUACCCUGCUGGUCUGUGGGCCUGUAUAUAUAGGACUUCAGCAUUCAGUAAGUUUGCUUCAGAUGCUCUGAAGAGCAGUCAAGGGCCACACUUUUUGAUUAGAACAUUUCCAUUCCAGAAUUCAGUUACUUAAGCAGUGGUAACUAAUAUAUUUUUUUCUCCAGCGAUGUUAAAGCAAAGCUCAAGAGAUGGCCCACUUUGAAGUCUAGGGAUAAAAGGAAGCUUCCAGUUUUCUCCUGAUGCUGCUAUGGGCUAAUAUUGUUUCAUUGGCGUGGGUCAGCAAGGUAAAGCAGCUUCUCUUGGAAAUUGUCUGGGCUGUUCCUGAUCCAUGCAAACCACCUUCUGCUUUAGUGCUGACUGUGUUGCCUGGGAGGGUGGCUUGGUGUGGGGACCAAAGGCAGGAAGAGGAAAGUGAUUGGGGUGGUGCUGCAGGUUCUAGAAAUACCUAGAGGACACUGAUAGUGACUCCUUUAAAAAAAACAAACCCACCUCCUUCCAGCAAACUAAAAAUCCACCUCCAGAUGUCCCAUUUACAAAUUGAUCUGUUGGGGGAAAACAUAUGGAUGUAUAUUUAUUUUUUUUUUAAUUUGGUUUUGCUAUUUGGUAAUGAGAGGAGCCUGCUUUGUGGUUCAUUACCCACUGUAUGGAAAUACAGAGAAAUAGUUGAGAUUGUGACCAAUGGAAGCAAAAGGGAAAACGUUAAAGAGCUGUGUUUUUGGCCUUAGUUUUUCCCUUUGCCCCAUUAUUGCAGCAGGGAGGAAGGUGUCCAUCAGGUUGGGUUGCUGCAAUCCUGAGGAAUAUCAGAUUGUUCCUAGGCAUGAUGUAAAACAAGUUAAAUGCAGCCAAACAGAAAAAUAAAAACUUAAUAUUAGAGUUCAGAUCAUAUUGAUCUUUCCUUUUUUUUUUUUUUUUUUUUUUUUUUGUUGUUUUCUUUUUCUUUUGAACUAUGACUUGAAUCAGUUUUGAUUCUAUUUGUAUGUGUUUUCUUGUUCUUAGAAAGCUGCCAUUUUCUUUUGCGUUUUUCUUUGGCAUUACAUAGAAAAUCUGAGCCUUGGUUUUCAACCCUCUGCAGGUGGUUGUAGGGUUAAGAUGGCUUUUUUGUUUUGUUCUUACAUUUCACUUGUCUUGUUGCAUGACAGUUCAUAGCUGAUUUGGAAAUGACAUUUCUCUCCUAGAUUAAUUUUGUGUUUGUAUGAUGAUGUGCAUAUUGCUUUGCAGAAUAAAAACAGUGAAGUUUA
Centrocercus urophasianus (Greater sage-grouse) is the source of this 4094-nucleotide messenger RNA. It is a transcript of the gene TMEM248, whose product is annotated as transmembrane protein 248. The record is from RefSeq and is a predicted model, not a curated record. The coding region runs from base 431 to 1375 and encodes 314 amino acids. Lineage: Eukaryota; Metazoa; Chordata; Aves; Galliformes; Phasianidae. The transcript has 8 exons.